ACAAAUGUUGCAUUUGAAACUAGCUCCGCCUGCUGAGGAUGUUAACUUUCCCGCAAGUUCAUUUAAAUGUAGGAGUCAAAUGCCGAAUGCGACCGCAAGAAACACACGUGAGGGAGGAAGAUGCGCCACUGAAAACUGCACCGCGGAGGGGAUUCAGCAACUUGCAGGCGAAACGACAUUGAAUUUGGGACAUUUUUUAAACUCCAUGCAAACGGUGAUCGCGAGCGUCCGCGUGUGUCAUAAAGCAAACAGCUCUCGUUUAGAAGCGUCUUUGAUGGAAUUCUCCGGUCAGGGCUGCAGGACUUUCACUUUGGAUCGCGCCUCCAAAACUUCUGGACUUGUCAUCACUUUGAAGGAUUCUUUUACCUGCAGCUCCACUUUUGGAACCUCUCGCUUGUCACAAGUGCGUUUGCGAGGACCAGGAUACGUCAGAAGUGAAACCAUCCAAAGGAAUUUUUAAUUUCGCGGAGAUUCCAGCGCACACAGUGGAGUAUUCAUGCAUCAAUAUUUGAAUUAUUACAAGAUGAGGCUGAGAACAUCGAGGUUUGGUUGUCUGUUACUUCAGUUCACAGCGCUUUGCUUUUACGCAGAGGGUUCCGUGCAGCCUCCACCUAACUUUAAACACCAUGUUACCGAGCAGAGCCGGCUGUCGGACCGCAUGAGCCGCCGCUUGACCAGGACCUACCAGUUGUACAGUAGAACCAGCGGCAAACACGUCCAGGUCCUGUCCAACAAGCGGGUCAACGCCAACGGCGAGGACGGAGCAAUGCACGCGAAACUGGAGGUGGAGACCGACUCUUUUGGGAGUCGGGUCAGGAUCAGGGGGGUGAAGACGGGAUAUUACAUAUGUAUGAACAAGAGAGGGAAGCUGAUUGGAAAGAGGAAAGGACGAGGGAAAGACUGCAUCUUCACAGAGAUUGUUUUGGAAAACAACUAUACGGCGCUCCAGAAUGCUAAGUACGAAGGCUGGUACAUGGCGUUCACACGGAAGGGCCGUCCAAGAAAGGCUUCCAAGACCAAGCAGCACCAGCGAGAGGCCCACUUCAUGAAGCGGCUACCCAGGGGACACUUGCUCAGUGAGAGGAGGCCGUUUGACGUCCUCCCUCUGCCUGUGCACCCUGUAGGUAAGCGGACUAAACCUUCCCAUCAGCAGCGCUCAGGGGGCCGCUGAGGCCUGCAGACACUCCUGAAGAACUGUGGACAGAUCUGCUCAGAGGAACCACUACCAGAGACGUUGCAAAACUACACAGACUGUUUGCCACUUUCCUCUGAUGAAAUAGUGCAUGUUAACGUUAAUCUCCUUAUUUCCAAGUCUGGCAGCAGACCUUAGGUGUUGUGUAUUAAAUCAGGGAAACAACUUAUCGUCUGUAUUCACGUGGACUUUUCCAACGUUUGCCGGCCCAAUGGAGCAAAAUGUUCAAAACUAGAGGUACAAUGAAGAUUGACAUGGCAGCUACCUGUGGAUUCCUUUUUUUGGGGGUAAAACUUUUUCUGAGGAACCUUUAACCCGUUGUUUUCUACAUAUAUGAAUAUAUUUUUAUGUAAAAAAUGUAAAUGAGGUGAAAUGAUGGAAAUAUUUAUUGUAGAGUGUAUAUUAAAACCACUAAAGACUCACUAGAGCU
This is a messenger RNA of Synchiropus splendidus (mandarinfish), 1622 nucleotides long. Its product is annotated as fibroblast growth factor 8b-like. Gene Ontology annotation, cellular component: cytoplasm. Gene Ontology annotation, molecular function: type 2 fibroblast growth factor receptor binding; growth factor activity; type 1 fibroblast growth factor receptor binding. The transcript is spliced from 5 exons. Lineage: Eukaryota; Metazoa; Chordata; Actinopteri; Syngnathiformes; Callionymidae. Gene Ontology annotation, biological process: fibroblast growth factor receptor signaling pathway; embryonic heart tube development; limb morphogenesis. The record is from RefSeq and is a predicted model, not a curated record. The coding region runs from base 497 to 1171 and encodes 224 amino acids.